Molecule: messenger RNA, 1525 nt
Organism: Oreochromis aureus
Lineage: Eukaryota; Metazoa; Chordata; Actinopteri; Cichliformes; Cichlidae
Gene: gtf2f2a
Product: general transcription factor IIF, polypeptide 2a
Exons: 9
Coding region: 88-900 (270 amino acids)
Biological process (GO): transcription initiation at RNA polymerase II promoter; transcription by RNA polymerase II
Cellular component (GO): transcription factor TFIIF complex
Source: RefSeq, a predicted model, not a curated record
CUUCAGAGUCGCCAUACUUCCAUAUUUCAUUUACGCAUGCGUGUGGUGGUUGUCCUGCUAGAGUUUUAACAGUCAUCAUUUUAAAAUAUGUCAGAAAAAGGAGAGGUGGAUUUGACCGGUGCCAAACAAAACACAGGCGUGUGGCUCGUUAAGGUUCCCAAAUACCUUUCUCAACAAUGGGCAAAAGCGACAGGCAGAGGAGAAGUCGGAAAGCUCCGGAUCUGCAAGAAAGGAAAUCAAGGAAAACCAGAGGUGUCUUUCACUUUGAAUGAAGAGCUGACUGUGAUUGACGGUAUAGAGGAUAAAACGGUGUCUGCACCACGCGAACACCCGUUCACCAUGCAGUCAGUGGGAGGUCAGACAUUGGCAGUCUUCACAGAGACUUCAUCAGGCCAGUCAGAAGAGAGAUCUGAUGGCAGCAGCUCAGGUUCGGGGGCAGGGACAGGCCCAGAUAAAAUAACCUUGGAGGGAGUGGUAGUGCAGAGAGCAGAAUGCAGGCCUGCUGUCAGUGAAAGCUAUAUGAGGCUGAAGAGGUUACAAAUUGAAGAGUCCUCCAAACCGGCCAGGCUGUCUCAACAGUUGGAUAAAGCUGUUACCAACAACUAUAAACCUGUGGCCAACCACGAUUACAAUCGUGAGUAUGAGAGGAAGAAGAAGGAGGAGGGCAAGAGAGCCCGAGCUGACAAGCAGCAAGUGUUGGACAUGUUGUUUUCUGCUUUUGAGAAGCAUCAGUACUACAACAUCAAAGACUUAGUGGAUAUCACCAAGCAGCCUGUGAUUUACUUGAAGGAAAUCCUGCGUGAUAUUGGCAUCUACAAUGUGAAAGGAACACACAAGAACACCUGGGAGCUCAGGCCAGAAUACAGGCAUUACCAAGGCGAGGAAAAGACUGAUGAAUAGUUUUUGAAUCCAAAGGUCAAUACAUGCUUUCCACUCAGAGGAGGGAUUUCCUCUUGGAUCAGAGCUUGGUUUGACCUGGUUUCUCUACAUCAGGUCUGAAGAUGCACUGGACGAUGAGGUGGAGUUUUGCAGUCCCAUCUCAUUCUGUAGGAACAAAAAUAAAGGGCACUAUGGAGAAAUCAGAGGUUAGGCAUUGAAGUAUGCACCACCUUUUUCUGAUGUGGUUCCCUUUCACAGCUUGAGUGUGCUCAUUUAGUGUUUUAAGAAGUAGAUGAUCUAUGACUUGAGGCUGAAAGCAGUGAAUCAUGUUUUUAAGUGUUUUGUAUAUCCAGAAAUAUGGGGUUUAAUGUGGAGAGGACAAAAAUUUCAGAAGAACAGUGUUACUAUUGGUAUAGGUUCCACUCAGAUUUUUGUGACUUUUUUUACAAGUCAGUUAUGAUUUUUUUUUGUUUUUUCUUCAAUGAAACAUGGUUCAUCAGUUUUCCACAACACAACAAAUUGGAUCCACAAUUUAUUGUGAUCUUUACUCCAGGUGUCUUCUUCUUAACCCACCUUUUGUAUUAUUUUAGGUUGUUUUAUAUUUGGUCGACUUAUGCAAUAAAGUGUUUUUUCAAUAGAAAACUUA